Messenger RNA from Ambispora leptoticha, 837 nucleotides. Lineage: Eukaryota; Fungi; Glomeromycota; Glomeromycetes; Archaeosporales; Ambisporaceae. The record is from the annotation of a GenBank genome assembly.
AUGGUAUUUUGUCUCGUUCUAGGUGAAGUUCCUGCUAAAAGGAAACUUUUUGUGGUUGAUAUUACCGAAAAUAUUUUGACCGUUUCACAUCUUCAGUCCGCCAUCAAGAAGGCGAAGGAGAACACCUUUGGUUAUAUUGAUGAAAUGAUCUUAUAUUAUGAAAAUCUGAAAGGUAUAGAACUGUUUCCAGCAGAUGGAAUUCCAGGUGAUUUCUCUGAGCAACCACUCUCCGUUAAGAUUAUUCAUAUCAUCGUGCAACCACCUAUCACCACAGAUAAUAUUGACACAACUACGUUCAUGUUAGGACCAUUAUCCGAAUACAUGAGUGUUAAAGGCAACGAAAUUAUUCUGAGUAACCGUGUAAUGUUAAAUGCACAAGAUGAGCUAAUACUUAAUAAUGGUGAAUCCGUGGUAGAGGAAUCAGAAAAGAUCACAAUGAAUUUUGUAAAAUUUCUACGUCUCCGUAAAUCUCCAGAUGGAAUAGUCUAUAGAAUAUCAACACAGGAUAUACAUGUAUUAAUAAAGUCAUACUUGCAGAUGAUUGAAAAGAUUGAAUAUGGAGUUCAUCAUGACAAAAGAGGAUGUAUCAUAAUCGGAUCACCUGGCAUUGGAAAAACACACUUUUCCUUAUACUUAGCUUUCUAUAUAAUUCGUCGGUAUUCCCCAGCAGAUAUCAUCUAUGAACAGCUAUUCAAAAGCUAUGACUAUGCUCUUCGUAUCAAACCCAACGCGAGUGCAAUGAGAAUUUCUAAUCUACAACUUGAACAUCCACAUGAUAGCUUUUAUAUUGCUGAUUCUGAUCGAUAUAUCAGAUCUCCUGUGAGAAUUAAAGAUUGA